Molecule: messenger RNA, 1001 nt
Organism: Dufourea novaeangliae
Lineage: Eukaryota; Metazoa; Arthropoda; Insecta; Hymenoptera; Halictidae
Product: probable transcriptional regulatory protein LSEI_1022
Exons: 5
Coding region: 125-898 (257 amino acids)
Cellular component (GO): mitochondrion
Source: RefSeq, a predicted model, not a curated record
AUGAACGCAUAAGUAAAUAAUCAGCAAACAGAGUUAAAUGAAAAUCACUUAGCAAUUGUUUAUAUAGAGCAGUACGAAAAAGGACAUGUAUCAUAACCUAUCGUAUUCACGUUAACUUAUAAACAUGUACUUACGUUUAAAUUCUGUAAUUAGUAAUAAAUACAGAAGUAUUCUACUUCAGCAAGGCAGAAAUCAUGCAGGGCAGAUUACAAAAGACCAAGAUCCUCAUUUUGCAAAAUCAAGACUCGUUCAAAGUUUAAAUAGGAGAGUAGAGUUCGCAAUACAAGAGACUGGAAAUGCAGACCCACGUAAGAAUCUGAGACUAUCACAAGUUUUAGAACAAGCCAAAAAAGCCAAUGUAUCUAUACCACCUAUGAAAACAUUUGUACAAGAAAUGAAUGUCAAAAGAGGUGUUCCAAAUGAAAUAAUAACAGUCUCUGGUCCUGGUGGAUGCAAACUUAUUAUAUAUGUUUCAAGUACUAAAAUGGCUGCAAUAAAAAGCGAUAUGAAUGUACUCUUUAGAAAGCAUAGCUCUAGAUUAGCAGACCCUACAAUAAUGAGGAUGUUUGAUUGUGCAAGUUAUGUCACAGCCUCAAAAAACUGUACUGCUGAUCAGGCAAUGGAAGAUGCAAUACAGAUCAAUGCACAGGAUAUGGAAAUAAUAGAAGAAGAUGAUAAUAUAUUUUAUAAGUUCAAAUGCGAGUUUCGUAAUUCUAUAAAAAGUAUAACUCAGUUAAAAAAUAUGGGAUAUUCUAUAGUUGAAGCAGAAGAUACAUGUAUACCUAACAAUGUAGUUGAAUUGAAUGAAGAGCAAUUAGCAACUAUCAAUAAACUUAAGGAUAAACUCUUAAGUCAAGACUUUGUUGACAAAAUAGAAGACAACAUAGCAGAAUCUUGAAUUCAAAAUAUAUACUAAUAGAAAAAAAAGAAAUUAUUCUGUACAUUUCCAAAAUUCAUGCUCUGUUACCAUACAGUAAUCUACACAAUUGAAUCAGUCACUG